Eurytemora carolleeae is the source of this 1321-nucleotide messenger RNA. RefSeq lists its product as uncharacterized. Gene Ontology annotation, cellular component: extracellular region. The transcript has 11 exons. The record is from RefSeq and is a predicted model, not a curated record. The coding region runs from base 20 to 1294 and encodes 424 amino acids. Gene Ontology annotation, biological process: proteolysis. NCBI's taxonomy places the organism in Eukaryota, Metazoa, Arthropoda, Copepoda, Calanoida, Temoridae. Gene Ontology annotation, molecular function: protein binding.
AUGUGAAUGAAGUUAAAAGAUGUGUGGGAUCUCCCUAUUAAAUAGUUUCCCCUUUCUCCUGUAUACCCAUAUACUCAUCCUACUCAGCUCCUCUCCUUCUACUCAUGCAUCAUCCAUGGGAAGAUCGGGACAAAAAAACAGGAUGUGUGGAUAUACGGGGGAUUUGAUAAGGGACACUGAAAAAAAAGAAGAAUGUGCAGAAUGUUCUGAGGUUGGAGUUCUGUAUUCCUCUACAGUAAUAUCAGUUCAUAGAACCAGUAAACUAGAGGAAUGUCGGAUAUUUUGUCAGAAAGAUACAAGAUGUAAAUAUUUCUCUCUGGAUACGCGGAGAGGAUCCUGUCAUCUUAAAUCCACAACCAAUACUAAACUUGGAGCUCCAGACAGUUAUGUAUCCGGGACGAAGUACUGCACUCAUGAGAAGGAGAGCUUGAUCAAGGACCGCAUGAAGUUGAUGAGAAACUAUAACAAGGACCAGUACAAUGAGCUGGACAGUGAACUACUAGAACUAGAUUCAGCAGACGUUCAACGGAACUCCAGGACCAUGAACCUGGGACUGGAGAACAAAAGUUAUCCAGUUGUUAUUGUUGAGCAUGGUUCUGAGAAACAGGAUAACUAUAAAACCAUCCUAGCGGGAAUACCAGCAAACUUUGGUCUGGUUAUCAGUCACAACAAAUCGUUUGUUGGUAAAGCUGUAGUAUUUGAACCUGCAGAUCUAUGCAGCCAAAGACUAGCUGAUAUUAGGAAAAAGUUAGAUGAGCUGAAGAAGGAAAAACCUGAAUCUAAACUAAUCGGAAUUGUGAAGAGAGGUCUUUGCUUGUUUAGCACUAAAGCAGAAAACGCAGUGAAUGUUGGUUUUGAUGGAAUGGUUAUCCUUGAUAAUGUGGGGGAUACCUCGGUAGCGUAUAUCAAAGGAGCUCAGAAGGAAAAAUUCAAGAAUUUCCCCGCAAUAUUCCUGCUGAAGAAAGAAGCCGACAUUCUUGUCGAUAUCCUUCAUAAAAACAAAGGAUAUCUAACCCUGCACAUGCAAGAUUCAAGUACUGUUAACUGGUAUGAUGUGAAAGAUAUAACACCGAAGCCCACCCCUAGCUCCAGACAAUCAACGGUUGGGGUGGGACAGAAAAGACCCGCCUACAAUAGCCCAUUUAACUACUGGAGUAACAACAACACAGUGCAGAAUGUGACACGAAGUGAAUCAACUGCAACAUCACCUACUCCUGCUGCAACUACACCAACAACUCUACCUAAAACCAACAUCACACUUACAACAAUCAAGAACUCAAAUAGUUCAGGUUAAAACACUUUAUCUUUAUACAGGGUGUCC